Molecule: messenger RNA, 6868 nt
Organism: Nasonia vitripennis (jewel wasp)
Lineage: Eukaryota; Metazoa; Arthropoda; Insecta; Hymenoptera; Pteromalidae
Gene: da
Product: protein daughterless
Exons: 16
Coding region: 787-2817 (676 amino acids)
Biological process (GO): regulation of transcription by RNA polymerase II
Cellular component (GO): transcription regulator complex
Molecular function (GO): protein dimerization activity; RNA polymerase II cis-regulatory region sequence-specific DNA binding; DNA-binding transcription factor activity, RNA polymerase II-specific
Source: RefSeq, a predicted model, not a curated record
AGUCGCGUCGCGUUCAUCCGACGAGAGCCAGGGUUACGUCGCCGCUCCGCUAAUUCUCCGUGCCGAACGCGUGCAAUUUUCAUUCGCCUGCACAAACUCUGCGUCCCGCGCGUGCAUGUGCCACUGCGACACACUAUCGUCGGACGCUAUCGCUCAGCGCCGUUCUCUCUCCGUCUCCGCUCGAUGGGAGGCUGGCGCAGCUGCUCCCUAACCUCCAAAGCCUAGCGCGAGUUCGUCGACGUUCGGGAGCUGCGGACACUGAAGCGACGCGCGAGUAUAGAGUAUAUAAUAUAAGUAUAACCGGGCAAGUGCGCGAAAGUGCGAGCGUCGCAAGGACCGGAAGAGCCGAGGCGCCGCCGGCUUCUCUAACAAAGAGCCGCCGCAAGUGUCGAAAGUUCUCCGAGUCCGGGGGAGUAUAGGAGGCGCCGCGAGUGAUACUCAGGCAAAAGUGUGCGCGCACGUGAUGCGAGGCGAGCCCUGAGCAGCUCGAUCCUGCCCUUCAGAUCCUGCGCCGAUAGAGAGACUGUGGAGAGCCGAGUUCUCCGCGUCUUCCCCGCAUGUGUGGCUCGCGCGACUCCGGAGCAAGGCUAAGAUGACGAGAGGCGCGGCCUCGCUGCUGCUGGCCGGCCGCGCGAUUUGAUAUCGUCGCGAGAUCGCCUCGACGCCUCACUGAUAAGAAGGUGCGCGACCGUACCGUCCCACUUUGCAGCAGCAGUAGCAGCGCUAUUUACUGUAUACCCCAGUGCAGCGAGAGACCGAGGGACCGGAGCGAGGGUGUGUUGGAUCAUGCAACCGGGCACGAUAAUGCGCGACGUCGACAACACAGAGAAGCUUCUGAUUAACAACAACAAUCUCAACAACAACGGAUCGCCCGGCGCCGACAUCAUGUUCCAGAUGGAGGACGAGGGCCUCACGCAGAUCGGCCAUGUCUUCCACUCGGCUUAUCAGUCCAUUGUCGGCGGUCAACCACAGGUGAGUAGCCGAUCUACCUUCAUCUCGCCACUGGUCGGACUCUCGAUCUCCAGCGAGGUGAGUUACGCUUCUUACAAAAUUCCCGAUGGUCCCUACCACUAUGGGUCUGACGAAUUCGGACAGGACUCGCCGAGAUACACGUCCCCCAAGGCGGCCGCUCUCUACGCGGAUCCCUACUACAUCGAUGGCAACGCACCAGGAACGGGUCCAGGCGACCCCUGGUCCGGCGGCGGCGGCGGCGUGCAGCCACCGUACAGCGGUUACGCGCCGCCUCACCUAGCCCAGCCGGCCUACCCGAUGCAAAUACACGAUCCCAUGGCGUACUCGUCUAUGUCGCCAAACGGCGAGCCGCAGGCCCAGCCGAUCCUGGGCUCGGCGGUCACCUCCGCCGCCUCGCUGCCGCCCAUGUCGACGUUCCGGGGCGGCGCGGCCGCGCCGAGCGCGCAGCAGCAGCAGCAGCAGCAGCAGCAGGGAGCCCCUUCACCAGCCGCAGCGGUGCCUCUGCAGUUCAGUCACAGUCCGGGCGCGCCGACGGCCGUCGCUGUGGUCAGCCAGCCCAGCCAGGUCGUCGCCCAGCCCAGCAGCCAGCCCCAGCCUCCGCCACCGCCGUCCGCCCAGGACACCCUCGGCAAAACACUCGCCUCCGUGGUAAGCAGCAGUGUAGCUUUCUUUGGGAUCUACCCGACGGACCAGUCGGUGUCGAGCUACAGCAGCAACCCGUCGACGCCGGUGAGCUCGCCGCCGCCGCUGACCGGAUCAGCGCCCGGAUGGGCACCGAGCGCCGCGCCCGUUUCCCCGCACCUGGCGGCGGCGGACCCGAACCGCGGAGCUAUUCACAUGCCGGCGCCUGAACUGCAGGGGGUAGACGAUGCCAUCGGCUUCCUUCGCGACCACUCCAAGUUGGUACAGGGAACGCGGAUGGAGGAGCCAUAUCACAUGGAAGACGCCAUAAAUGUCCUGAGGAACAUCGCAGAAAGCCAACCCGGCCUUCACUUGGGACCCGUCGGUCCUCACGGUGCCAUUUACUCCCACACUUCCCCACCGCAAUUGGAUCAUUUGACGAGUCCACAUCCAGCGGUGACGGUGUCGCAGCCACAGGGAUCGUACCCAGGCCUGGCGCCAACGCCCGACACCGACGGAACCAUCAAAGUCGAGAGGCAACCUGUCACGAAUGCCAAAUACAUCACUGUAGAGAAAAGGAAAGAUCCGCCAGAUAGCAGCGGUGGUGAAACCAAGCCUUCCAGUAGUGAACUAGCUACAUCAGUCAUUGGUACUGCUCAGGUGAACUCAACGUCGCAAGGAAAGGGAACUAAACGAUCUCGUCGAUAUUCGAGCGCCGAUGAAGACUGCGACGAUCCCGGCACUAAAGCAGUGCGUGAAAAAGAACGUCGUCAGGCCAACAACGUUCGCGAAAGUUCGAGCGCUGAAGAUGAAGAUGACGACCCUGACGUUAAGGCACAGCGAGAAAAGGAGAGGCGGCAGGCUAACAAUGCUAGGGAAAGGAUACGUAUCCGGGAUAUCAACGAAGCUCUGAAGGAACUUGGCAGGAUGUGCAUGGCACACAUGAAGUCAGAGAAACCUCAAACCAAACUCGGAAUCCUCAAUAUGGCUGUUGAAGUCAUAAUGGCAUUGGAGCAACAAGUCAGAGAACGAAAUUUGAAUCCAAAGGCAGCGUGCUUAAAAAGGAGAGAAGAAGAAAAGGCGGAGGAUGGACCGAAACUUCCUAGCCAUCUUGCAGCACACAUAGCUCAUCCGCAUCCACAUCCCCAUGCGCACACGCAAGCGCCUUUCCCGGCGAUGCCCGGCCCUCCUACUCAUCAACAUACAGCACAACCGCCACAGUAGCAGAGGCUAUGCAGCGGCAUGAUUCCGUAGAGCAUUGCGAAACCGAUCCGCUCUCCGGCCUCCUUCCAACUGCUCGCAGUCGUCUUUUGUUUGUCCGCCCUUUGUCAUCUGCCAAGGAACAGGAGGCGCUAUGAUUUGCGAAUCGUCCUUCGUCGCGAAAAGAGCCGAUGAUUCUUUCGUUCUAAAAAGAAGAGAUAUUGGAGAGGAAAAAACUUAUUGUAAAGUAGUGUUUUAAAAAUAGAGCGAGUACACGAGUAUCCGACAUCGGAAAUAACUGUAUUUUUCUAAGGGAUCGCAAAGGGCGGAAUUGACACUCAAGGUUUCGCUAAGCGAAUCGAAAAAGUAGUAGGAAAGCGCAGGUCGGAAGAGACAGGCGAGACUUGUGAAGCUUGCUCGUGUCCCAGUUCAUAAUUAAAAGAAGUAAUUCGGUCCCAUUCUCCGCGGUAGAGGUACGAGCGCAUUUAAGCGUCGUGCGUUAAUUCCGCUUAAGAAAUAUUUGACCGACUUUGCAUCUUCGCGGGGACACAGAAGCUAACUACGCAGUAACCUUGCAUAUCGUAUGGAACUUAUCGAUGAUUUGUUUCUGAAUAGCCCAGUUAUAUUAAAGAAGAACAACCAUGCGUUUGAUUUCUUUUACUAAAAUUCUACGUCUACUUGUAUACUCAACGUCCAGGACUUAAAUUCAGACACGUUUCUUGUACAAGAGCGUUUCCGUUUUCUUCACUUCUCGGAACACUGCAAAGCUCUCCUCGCGUUAACUUAACGUGGUACUUAUCCGUUGACAGAAAAGGAGAGAAGAUAUUGUUAGAAAAAUGAGAGUCGUGAACCAUAAGAGCUAUUAAGCAUGAAAAUUCAAGACUACCAUCGAAUAAGUUCAAACAUAUCUUGCGCAUAAUUGUAUAUAUUAUAUAUAUAGCAGUGACGCAUGCCUAAUCGAUUAUCUAAAUAAGAUUUAAAAUGCCACAGACGGUUAUUAUUGUCCGAUCAUUAUUCUCAUCAUGAGUAUCAUUAUUUUAUUAUUAUCUAAUGCUAGAUAUUAAUUAUUAUUACUUUAUUAUCAUAGAAUUAUUAUGUAAGAGAAGGAAAUCCUUCGUGAUAAAGAGUAUAUUCUUGUUUUUGAAAGAAAAUAUAGCUCAAAGAAAUCUUCGUAAAAUAAUUAUGAACUUCUGAAGAAACACUCGGUGCCUAACAUUCUGUAGAGUGCUCAACAAUGAUUAGUAGUAACAACUUUUUCAUUCCCGUGCUCGCGCUAUAUUUUUCUUCUCAAGCAUUAUUACGUGUGCAGUAUCUGCUAUACGUGCCAUUUUCUCUCAUAUAAUGUUCAAGUUCAUUUAUGAUUUAGAUUUUUAUUUUGGAAAUCGUUUUUGUGAUAUAAAGAAAAAGUGACGUUAGCUUCAUGCUCAAAUUAGGGCUUGCAAUUUAUUAGUUCUGUGGUUUGAUUUUUCAGAAAGGUGAUAUAUUGUUAUUUUUUAGACGAAUUUUGAUGAUUGUUUUAAUUUGACUUAAAAAAGAACCGUAAAAUAUUACUCAUUUGGCAUAAGAAUUGCAGCAAUAUUCAAAUAUUUCUUUAUCUGCGAAUCUAUGAUAUGAUUUAGUGCAGCUUAAUGACCAAAACGCGUUAAGUGAAAGUUUUUGAUAUAUAAUUUUGAUAUUUUCGAAGCGAAAACCAUUGCACAUUUAUUUAGUGUUUUUGUGCGUCAAUCGCUCAAUAUCGUAAGAUCGUAAGAAAUGUAUUAUACGAUUCAAACUUUACAUUCAUUAUAAUUGUACAUAGAAUAAAUUUUUUUAUUUCAUAAUAGAAAUCUGUGUUAUCUCAUAAAUAGUAUAGUUAUCGUGAGAAGUGUAAAGAAUUUAGACAAAACGUUUCAUUAUGAUUUGAAGCUUUGUGUCUACUUCUUUAAUGACAGAUACUUUCUUGCAUAAGUUGGAAAAUUUGCGUUAGAAGAAGGGAUGAGCAUGUUUAACUUUGCGUGAAUUUAUGAGUUGUAAAUAUUAUUCGGUAUUAUGUCUUUCUCUUGCGUGAAACAUAAUCACACAUUUGACUAUCAGUAAGGAGAAUUCGUAUAAAGAUAAAAUAUCGUUUAGGCAGACGGACGAAGUCAUGGUCCUACGAAUUUAAGGAGAAAUAAGUGAAAAAACGUUUGUGAUGUUGCUUAUUGUUUAUGCCAUGCUUAAAACAGAGGAUUUCCUUCUUCGAAUUUUUUUUCUGUUUCGGAUAAACGCGACGCACUGGUAUUGAAACGUCAAUACAAAAUGUUCGCGCCCGGUUAAUAGAGCCGGAUCCAUCCUGAUAAAAAUGAAAAAUGAAACAAAAUGACGUCUCGACGGCAAAGCUGUAUUAUAUAUAUAUUGAACGAGAAGUCGUGCGACCUCGUAUCAUAAGUAUUCAACGUAUUGCUGAAGUUCCUCUGAUACCCAAAAGCGAGGCGAUUCCAGCAUCGGCUCUCAUCGGCAAGUUGCAUAUUUUUUGUCCUUUCGUGUGAGCUUUUCAAAAGAAGGCUUAUAGCAUUAUGACUUCAGCUAGAUUUCAUCGAAACGUAUUGUUUUUAUAUUAUAUUACUCAAUGUGAUCAAAUGUAGGUACUUACAAUUCUUUUCCAGAAAUUAUGGCAAAUUUUUCUUCAUCGACGUAUUUGUUACUUUUACUUUUUAACCAGAGGUUUUCAGCAUUAUUUGACGAUACAUAUUUGUUUUUAUUUUUAUGGACGCUCAUUACAAAGCUUCGAAGUAAUUGCUUGAAAAAAUGACUAGAUUCCUCAAAGCCAUUUUACAUUCUUUUUAAUGGUUACAUUUCUGAAAAUUAUUGAAAAUAAACUGGCUUCGAUGAUGUAUUCAUUUGAUCAAGUAAUUCUAAGGUGAAAUCUAGUUAUAGGGUCGACGAGCAUUUAUAGGACGUAGAAUCACACAAGACAAAAAGAAUAAUGAAAAGUAUGUUACAAAUAAAAAGAAUCGUCAACGCUUGCUCGCAAAACCCAGUUUUUGCGUUGAAUGGUCUGAAUAUCGAAAAAAUUUCAUUCGAGGAAAAGAAAACUGUGAAGCAGCUCUCAAGGACUUCCGCGUGAGAAGGACAAUAACGUCGGUUGCGACCUCGUUCAACAAUAAUUAAUUGUAAUUGUAUACCUCCGUUCGUCUGCGAUGCAAGGCGAUACCGGGUGAAAGAGAGAAUAGAAAGAGAGAUGAAGAGCUGAUGAAAAGUUGUACAUUGUGAGGUAGAAGCGUUAAAGAAGGCCGAGUUGACUCGGCGUGAUAAUUAUUAUUAUUAUUAUUAUUAUUAUUAUAAUUAUCGUAAUUAUUUUGACUAUCAUGAUUAUUAUUCUUAUUAUUCUUAUUAUUAUUCAUUUAUUUGAUUAUUUCUAUUGAUGGCGAUCGUAGAGUGCGCGCGAUCGUAUUCGCAAAUAUGGCGCGAGAAUUAAUGGCGAUAAAAUACUUUUGUAAAAGUACUUGCGAAGGUAAUCAUGUAAAAUAAUAACGACUAUAAAUAGGACUUAAGCUCAGUCUAUAAGCUAGACUCAUCGACAGUUUUAGAUAGUUCAAGUGCGUGGGUGCGAGAGAGUGCGAAAGUGAAAGUUAAACAAAAAAUGAAACUAGAAUGCAAGAGGAAGAGUGCGAGCGAUAUGACGAGUGUGCGCGAUCGUUGAUGUGUGAAAUUGAGUCGGAUAAGCGUGAAAAGGAGGCGAAUGGAUGGUUCUUUAGAAACAAAUGUUCGAUCGACCAAUCCGCCAAUCCGGUCCGUGCGAGAAGUACUUAUGUAUAGGUAUGCAAGAGCUGGAAAAACAGCCGUGGGACGUGCUAUACUGUCUGGUGGUUGGGUUGAUAUCACGAUUCUCUCGCACGGUACACGAUAUAAACUCACACACACACACACACACUCACACAGAUUACACGAGGUUAGUUACACUCAUACAACUGCAUAAAAUUAAAAACCGGCACACGGAUACGGACAAAAUAAAAAAAUCACGAAAAGAUGAUUGGAUUGAGAAAGAAAAAAUGUUUAAUUACCACUAGUAAUAUUAUUAUCACUAAUAACAUAAUAAAUGUGCCAUUUUUCCAGA